AUGAAGUGGGACCCACUCCAGCUCGAGCUCGACCUCUCCAGACUCGACAUUCUGAAGCCUGAGCCAGAGCUCCUGCUUCACCUUCCCGCCAACGAUAUUCACGGUGGCAUCCUCUAUAAGGGCAUUAUCGUAAGAUUUCAGCCAUUUCCCGAUUUGCAUGUCCCCAAACAUGCCAGCAUCUCCGAACGCAAUUGCAGAAGUUAUCAUCGGCUGUAUGUCGAUCUCCGCCUCUCCCAUUAUGUCGUCAGCAGAAAACAUGUCUUUUAUCGAGCUAUAGUUUCCCGGUACAUCGAGCUUCAGUUCCUCGUUCCAGAUGGGAUUCAAGUUGCUGUUAACGACACU
Messenger RNA from Striga asiatica, 342 nucleotides. Lineage: Eukaryota; Viridiplantae; Streptophyta; Magnoliopsida; Lamiales; Orobanchaceae. The record is from the annotation of a GenBank genome assembly.